This is a messenger RNA of Mya arenaria, 1596 nucleotides long. RefSeq lists its product as uncharacterized. The transcript is spliced from 4 exons. The coding region runs from base 200 to 568 and encodes 122 amino acids. NCBI's taxonomy places the organism in Eukaryota, Metazoa, Mollusca, Bivalvia, Myida, Myidae. The record is from RefSeq and is a predicted model, not a curated record.
UCACUUUCAUCAAGUCCUCAACGUUAACAGUGCGUCGCAAUUUGGAUUGCAAUAAAGGAUUUUAAAACACCUGUUUUAUGUUUGUUUUCUAUGUUUUCUAUGUGAUUUUACUUUAAUAAUUAUAUUUGCAAAUUGACUUGUUUAUUGUUUAAACAUUUAAAGGUUAUUGUACGGAAAUUAACGAUCUUUAGAAAAGAAUAUGAAGUUGCUGUUGACGUGUGUGUGCGCAUGUCUGCUCUUGCAGACGACACAUGCCAUGUUCGGAUUGUGUAGCACCGACUGGUUCACUGACGGAUGUUUUGACUUUAAAGAUGAGUGCAAACAUAUGGGAGGCGAGUGCCGUCACGAUGGGUACGGUGACCACGGGGAGGGAUGUUUGUGCAUAAAGAAAACAUGGAGGGCGGACAGACUAGAAUAUGAAACUUUGACCAAGGACCACUUCAAGGGCAAGGGCAAGAUUUUAUAUACCAUCUUUCUGAAGCAAGCUGGGAAGUUGAAUCACCUGAAGAAACCCACCACACCGACCGUUAUGACGAAACCUAAACAAAAACCGAUCGGUACGGCAUAAGGACGGGAUAUACACAUACCGAACAAAAAACAACAACAAGAUUCUACGGAGGACUAAGUGCGUCAUACCAUACCGUUUAAGAGAAGACAGCGAUUAUUUUAACGGUUCCAUAACGGGUUUGAUAGUGAUGUGUUGCAAAUGGAACUAUUUUUCUUUAAGAGUACUUAUAGGCUUUUGAAGAUUGUGCUAGGCCACGUACAAAGAAUUGUAGUACGCUGUAUUUUUUAGAAGUAUCAAGGUUAUAAACUUUGACAAGUGUAGGAUGUUAUUAACCCUUUUUCGAUUUUAAAAAUCUCGAACACUUAAUAUAGGUUUGUAUUAUUUGAACUUUUAAAUAUCUCUCUUAUUCAAAAUCUAUGCAUACACAUGUAUUACAAACAUAGUUUGAGUGAUAAACCUUUAACUACUUACUAAAAAAUAAUGCAUUUAUUGAAAAUAUUAAUUACUGAUAAGAAGAUUGUAACUUUGUAUUUCAUAGCUGAAAACGCAAAAACAAUAAAUCAUUGGUGAGUGCUAAAAGAUUUAAUAUGAUCUAAUAGCGCCUAAAUUCACCUACUAGUAUAUUGUUCAAUAUUGGUUAAUAGAAUUGCAGAAAAAUUGUUUUUUGUCAACUCAUAACAGUCACUUUAAAGUAACUUUUUUUUUAAUUCAAAUUUUCAAAAAAUUGGUUUGUUUUGAUAUCGAUUGUCUGAAUUAAAAAUGCAAAUCUUUAAAUGCAAUCAUUUGUCCUGUAUGUUUCCAAAAUCUGUCUAUCUUUAACAGCUCUAAAUGAAGGAUGGAUUUACGACGGGGAAACUCUUGAGUUGCGCUUUAAAACAUUGAACCAAAAAAUAUUAUUUUGUCGUAUAAAGCGUGAUUUGAUAGCGUUUGAAUGGAUAAAAAUUACCAACAAAUACCUUCGCUUUCCAUUGUUUGAAACACCCAAUAGCUACCAUUGUACCAAAACAUGAUUUGCUUUUCUUUGUCUUAUGAAUGCGAAAGACGCUAUUAAAGUGACAUUUUUAUUUUAAUAAAACUGUCGAUGUGUA